Molecule: messenger RNA, 4599 nt
Organism: Thunnus maccoyii (southern bluefin tuna)
Lineage: Eukaryota; Metazoa; Chordata; Actinopteri; Scombriformes; Scombridae
Gene: tmem198aa
Product: transmembrane protein 198a
Exons: 7
Coding region: 502-1671 (389 amino acids)
Biological process (GO): positive regulation of canonical Wnt signaling pathway
Cellular component (GO): cytoplasmic vesicle; plasma membrane
Source: RefSeq, a predicted model, not a curated record
GAUGUAAACAUGGAAUAAAAACCGCAAGGCAGCAUUUCCAUUUCCCGUCGCACACUGGUCCAUUAUUGGCUUUCAGUACUUCAUGAGGUGGUGACUAACAACACCGCGUCUGUCUGGACACAGAUAGACACACACUAAGAGAGAUAUUGAAGCCAAGAGUGGAUGAGAGGGAAGAGGAGUUGAACAUUGUUUCAUCCUCGCUUCGGGGUUUUCUGGAGUUGUUCGCUGGUUUUGGACCGAACCCGAUCCACUGAGGUCAUGAUGUUGGGUUUCUCAAGCUGAACAAGCCGAUUAGUGGAGAUUUUUUUUCCUUAUUUUUUUUUCCUCUUUUUGGACUCGGGGAUGACAAAGGGGGAACCACGCUAAUAUGUUGCAUUUUUGAGGUAGACACAUCUCAAUGGGUGAGGUCCACUGAUUCAGUAAUCCCUACACAACCCCUCCACCUCUCACCCCAGCCCUCCUCUCUUCCCCUAAACGUUGGCCGCCUUCACUUCAGUCAACAUGGCUUCCACAAGCCGGCUGCUGGGUUUGGCUGAGGUGGGGCUGAGGUGUGACCAGGAGAUUGAAAGGAGGUAUGAGAUUGUGCCCUCAGUGGUUUGCUCCAUGUGCUGCCUCUUUGGGAUCAUCUACUGCUUCUUUGGUUAUCGAUGCUUCAAGGCCGUGUUGUUCCUCACAGGCCUCAUGUUUGGCUCUGUGGUCAUCUUCAUGCUGUGCUACAAGGAGAGGGUGAUGGACACUCAGCUGAGCGUAGAGGCAUCAGUCGGCAUCGGCCUGGGCAUCGGGACCUUGUGUGGCCUGGUGACCAUGUUGGUUCGCAGUGUAGGACUGUUUAUGGUGGGCCUGCUGCUGGGACUGCUGGUUGGAGUGGCUUCACUGGUGGUCAUGGAGGAGUUUUACCACCCCAGAACAGUGUGGGUUCCUCUGGGUAUUCUUCUGGGUUCUGGGACCCUGUUUGCCGUCCUCACUCUUCAGUGGCAGCGCUGCUUUGUCACCCUAUCUACCGCCACCUUCGGCUCUGCCAUCAUCACCGUCACUGUGGAUUACUUUAUAGAGCUGUUUGCUUUGGUGCACUACGUCUAUGAGAGACUCAAGGUGGCACCAAAGAAGCCAGUCUGCUGGUUCACGUGGGUCAUCAUGGGGGUGUGGCCUGUCCUGGCCUUGCUCGGUGUGCUGAUACAAUGGAAAGUCACUGCAGAGGGAUUUUCUCACACAGAGGUGGUUUUGAGUCGACAACAAAGAAGGGUCCAGCUCAUGCGUAUCCGGCAGCGGGAAGAAAGGCUGAAAAAGGAGAAGGAGAACAAGAAGAAGAAAAAACGACAGAACCAGAAGACCAACCACAAGCAGAAGCCCCACACCCAUCAUCACCACCACCAGCAGUACCAUCACCCAGGCAUGUCCCACCCUCAUCACCAAGCUCAGAGCUCUCAGCCACCUAAAGUCCCUCCUCCUCAGACUGAACCUGGCUACCACCGCAAGGCCAACCCUAAGAGACGCUUUGAUGGAGAUGUGCUGUCACCGAGCUACAUUAGGAGUUUCAGGGACAGACAGACGGACAGACGAGCAUACUCCCACAGUCGAAUGAUGAGCCGCUCCCGGAUGGCCGAGCUCGACUAUGACUGCGGCUCGCAAGUGCCCCUCACGGCCCCCAGCGGACCCCCAGUGCGCAUCUGAAACAGCAAAAUGCACAGACGCAUAACCCCUCCGCACACACAAUCACACAAGGCUACUUCCUCCUCUUUGCCACAGUCGGGGAUAGAGAAACUCACCUUAGCGUGCCAACCUAAUCAACUGCCUAUUAACCCUACAGGAAGGAGGAGUAUGUCCCAAAGGUGGUAUGACUAAUGGUAUAAGUCCCACACUGGUUUUCCCCCUCUCAGACCUGUUAAAGGUGAUAUUUGUUUGGCCAGUUUGCUCCUGUUUUGUUGUUUUUGAAGGUAAAGACACUGGAACUGGAGCGUGCUGGUAGCCAAAUGGUUACAGCACACAUAGACACAACCUCCCUCAUUUGACUCUGGCUGAGGACCUUUGUUGCAUGUUGUACCCCUUUCUCUCCCCUUGUUUCUUGUCUCCCUGUCACUAUCAACUGUCCAAUAAAGGCAAAAAUUCCCCAAGACAAAUCUUAAAAACAAAGACAGGAACAGAACCUCUUUUUUGGAUGGUGCAAGUACAAACCUCUUCUGUUACUGUACUUAUCUGAGGGACACUGGAAAUGGACUGUCUAUUGCAGAGUUAAUUGAAAUAAUACUGUUGAACAUUUGAUUUAAAUAUUAUUUGGUAGCUUUAAGCCAUAAUAAGUCAUUUCCAGUGUGGAAAAAAAUAAUCAACACUCCCUUUUCCACAAUAGGGCUUUACCAUGUGAGACCAAAAUGCAUCGCUUGGCCUUCACUGAGUCAAGCUAACACCACUGUUAAUAAACCUUCAACAGUUUCUUUACUUUGAAGGUAAUUAAAUGGGGAAACAGUUUGCCUCAAGGAUUCUAUUAAGAGUGCUCAGAGGAAAAUGAAAACAACAUUCUUCAUUGUUUUCUCCUUUGAAGGGUCACUGUGUAAAGCGAGGUGUUCAUUAAGUCAGCUCCGUUAUCUUCACUGACAGCCUGUGAAUCCAGUCCUCUGCUGCUUCAAAAUGCUGAACGGGGACUGGUCUUACCGUAGGUGUGAAAUUCUUCACGUCAGUUUCUUCUCCACACUGAAGAUCACUUUUGUUUAAUUGCACUUAUGAAUACACCAUUGCCUACAUUGUUGCCAUUUUGCAAGGGGAAUAUGUUUACAUCUCAUCAUUUUCCUUGUGUCCUCAAACGCCAACUAUUUUACCAACGGACCUGAGCAGGAGAUACACAUCCAUACCUUCCCUCUUCUUUCCUUUUAAAACAUUUUUGUAAGCUACUGUAUGUAAUUCCAUUUGUUUCUAAGUGCUCUCAUAUCUCUUUUCCGCUUCUUAUCCUAAAAACAACCUACCUUUAAAGAAUUUGUCAGCUGUUUUAGGCACAAAGACAAGUAACUGCUGUCUAAUACUGGUCACCCAAGAAUGUGACUGUCAUGAAAUCUGCUUGAGAGCUAUGAGAGGACACUACAUGAAUAAAUAUACUGUGUGUUUGUGUGUGUGUGUGUGAGUGGACACAUGAGCCCUAUGGCAAGUGGAUGGAUUGUACCAAAUAGUGGCCAAAGUGAGGGGGAUUCAUUUCAAUGUAUGUAAAAGGUAAUGCAAUGUUGUUUUCCUCUUUUUUGCCAAUAUAUUGGUCUGGUUAACAAUGUAAAUCUCUUAGUUUGGCUAAAGUGUUUGAUGACGGUAAGAAGGAGGAUUAAUAUGACUAAGAUGAUCCUCUAUUAAUAAUGAGCUAGAGGGAGAAGAUGAAAGCAUUUGCAAAUGGCGCCCUCUAAUGUUUACUACUGGACAUUUUCUAGACUUCCUGUGUGUGUAUGUUGAUGUGUACAUGCCUUUGCUUUGAAAACUCAAAUGUGACCCUAACAUGGAUAUUGUUGUACUGAACACCCAAAGAACAGCAGGCUUAUUUUUGUUUUUAUGUUAACCUCUUUUGAAUUGAGACACAGAUAUCUUUUUUUUGUUUUUUUGUUUUUUUUACCAUGAACACCUACACAACCACUUCACAGUUUCCAUUUAGAUUGAAUUUUACUGUAAAGAGCCACAAAUGUGAAAUACAGAAGUGAUUUCUCAACAAAGUACCAGUAUAUCCAUUUGGAUAUUGUGCUUUAUGCACUUUUGUAGCUGCUGAGUAUUAGAUAACAGGAUUCUACUGUACGUAAAUACUAAAGUGCUACUAAAUACUCAAGCGGUGCUUGACUCAGCCUCGCAAUUCUUUGUGUGAUGGCACUGGAGGACCGGUCAUUUCUCCUUAAUGCAUGAGAAUCCUUUUGUAACUGUUUUCAAUGUGCCAGUGUGUCACUGUUGUCAUGUGUAAAUCUCUCCGAUUUCCAGCUUAGUUCGUCCCAGAGUUCACAAAACACAUUCCGUAUCGACUGAAUGAAGUCAAAGUUGAGUAAGGACACCAAUCUGAAGUACGAUGUGCUUCAAUAUCAGCAGUUUGCGAAAGGGGAGUAUCAUAAUCUCAUUGUUUUCAGUGACCUCAGUGCACUUUUUCAAUAACACAUUUAUUGUACAACGUCAGUGAAUCUUUCUAAGGACCAACCGUAACCUUCAGCCACAGUGAGUAGGUCCAACUGACUCUUGCUGAGAUCCAAAGUGAAACCAGCAAAGACUCAACUCUUCUCUUCUCUUCUCUUCUCUUCUCUUCUCUUCUCUUCUCUUCUCUUCUCUUCUCUUCUCUUCUCUUCUCUUCUCUUCUUAGCUCUGCUCUCUGUUUACACUGUCCAGGAAAAAGGGCUUUGAAAAGGCAUUUGAAUCAUUUCCCUCUUCCUUAUUGUAGUGUAUUACGCAAAGUCACCUUCUGUUCUGCUGUAUCAGUGUUACUCCAAUAAUCUUUGCAGUUGUGGCUGUUCAAGUGUUAUUUUGGUUUUGCUUACACUUCAGUCCUGUUUUCCGUUCCCUUUUGUAGUUUUACUGUAGUGCAGUUGUAGUAACAUCAAUACUGUUUUUUCGUUAACGAAAAAAAAAUAAAAAAAUGAAGACAAUGUUACUUCUAAA